Molecule: messenger RNA, 510 nt
Organism: Clavispora lusitaniae ATCC 42720
Lineage: Eukaryota; Fungi; Ascomycota; Pichiomycetes; Serinales; Metschnikowiaceae
Source: RefSeq, a predicted model, not a curated record
AUGGCGAGCAUCUUCUUCGUACAAGUAAGAAGGUGUCAAAUCGCAUCCACCUCCAAACCACCAUGCGGCAACCUCUUUGGUCUCUGGGUCGAUUGUUUCAAAGUAUCUAUAGUUCAAGUGAGUGGUUGGGGCGUGUGGGUUAUGUGGGUGGAUCACCAUGGACAAACCGCAGGCGAAGAAACCCACAGAACCGUCGGCGCUUCCCUUCAAAUUCUUGUGAUCUGCUCUCAUUCUCGAUACAGCCUGAGGAGGCAAGGUGCCGUGCACAACCGAAAUGUUGACACCACCUUUCUCGAAAGUAGUUCCUUCUUGCAAAACCAUCGACUGACCUCCGCCGCCGUUCUCACCUCUGGUCCAGCAGUCAGUGUGAAAAGAUUUGGUGUCCAAUGCAGCAAGGCCGUCGGUGAUUUCCUUUUGUUUCAAUCUGAUCAAGGCCUCCAUACGCUCGCGGAUAGGGCGAGAGGUGUCGUGGAUGUUAGUCAUGUCGUGGGUAAAUUGUUAGCCAGAUAA